This is a messenger RNA of Cheilinus undulatus (humphead wrasse), 1446 nucleotides long. Its product is annotated as ICOS ligand-like. The transcript has 5 exons. The coding region runs from base 1 to 927 and encodes 308 amino acids. The record is from RefSeq and is a predicted model, not a curated record. NCBI's taxonomy places the organism in Eukaryota, Metazoa, Chordata, Actinopteri, Labriformes, Labridae. Gene Ontology annotation, cellular component: external side of plasma membrane. Gene Ontology annotation, biological process: cell surface receptor signaling pathway; cellular response to lipopolysaccharide; negative regulation of T cell proliferation.
AUGCCGGGGGUACUGUGGCCCACAGGACUGCUGCUCUGCUUCCUCGGUGUCUGUGCCUGUCUGGAAGAAGAGUGCGUCCUCGGUGUGGUCGGCCGGCCCGUCUCUCUGCCCUGUUUUUACCCUCCAUUACUGACCUCUGUGAACGUUUCCGUGGAGUGGAGGCGAGGUGAUGCGGUGGUGCUCAGAGCGAUGUGGAGAGAAGAUGGAGAUGUGGAGGAGUGGAGCCUUAACAGAGCCAGCGUCUCAACUGAAGCUCUACUGACCGGAAACAUCUCUCUGGAUCUUCCCUCCGUGUAUCCUGAAGACAACAAAACCAACUACAGCGUGCUCGUCAUUUCUGCAGGGAAUCAGAGCGAGGUUCUAUGCAGCGUGUGCCUCAGGGUAGCAGCCAGUUUCAGCCCCCCGUGGCUGCAUAGGGAGGAGGCCAGGCAGGGGAACAAGACGAGCUUCUCCUGUCGCUCUGGUGGCGGAUUUCCAGAACCUGCGGUCCACUGGCUCAUAGAUGACACAGUGGCGCCCCCUGAAGGCUCAGUGAAGACCCUCAUCACGUCACUCCCAGACUCCAAACUUUACAACAUCACCAGCAACCUGACCCUCAGCAUCUCUGAAGGCUCCAGCGUGUCGUGUGUCAUCGAGAACCCGACCAUGAAUGAAACUUUGACAUCGACAAGCUAUGGGGCAGACACCACCGCAGUGGUGAGCAGAGCGUCUGAGGCCAUGUGGAUCUUCAGCACAGGACUCUGUGUGGUGGUCGGAGUCAUGGUGAUAGUUGGAGUCGGGUACCAGAUCCACCUGGACAGGCUAAGUAAGAAGAAGAAAAAGGAAUACCAGUACCAACAAACACACUCCAAAAGAGGACGCAAACGGAGUCCGUACAAGGAGGAGACAGAGGCGAUGAAACCAGAGAAAAAGGAGACGGAUGUGUGAAAAUUUGAGUCCAAAACCCUCAAAUUCUGACAUUAUAGAGCACUGAAUAGUGAUUACAGGUGCAUCUAAAAAAAUUAGAAUAUCAUGAAAAAGCUGUGAUUUAAUUCAGGAAGAGAAACUUCCAGAUACUCUGGACUCAUCCCAUACAGAGUGAAAUAUUUAUGUUUUAAUCUUGAUAGUGGCUUACAGCUCAUAUCUUCAUUUAUUAGAAUAUCACUAAACAUCAGUCCAAUAAAGAUUUACAACACAGAAAUGUUGACCUUCUGGAAAAUUCUGCUUAUUUAUCACUCAGUGUUUGGAGCUCCUUUUACACAAAUUCCUGCAUCUCUGCUUGUAUUGUGGAGGCGAUCAGUCCGUGGUCCUGCUGGGGUGUUACGAAGCCCAGGUUGCUCUGAUCGCAGCCCUCAGCUGGUCUGGAUUGUGAGUCUGGAGUCUCAGAGAUUCUCAAUGGCACAGGUGUCAAACUCAAGGCCUGGGGGCCAAAUCUGGUCCGUGGAACAGUUAAAUCUGGCCCUCUCA